Molecule: messenger RNA, 1220 nt
Organism: Neocloeon triangulifer
Lineage: Eukaryota; Metazoa; Arthropoda; Insecta; Ephemeroptera; Baetidae
Exons: 3
Coding region: 93-1025 (310 amino acids)
Source: RefSeq, a predicted model, not a curated record
CGCACUCGUUUUAUCGAUGAUACUUCAAUUAUACUAUAAAAGCAGAACUCUGAGCUCAACCAAACAGAACAUUGCUUGUGGGAACAACUAGCAUGGCUCGCUUCAUCACCCUCUGUAUCGCUGCUGCGAUGGCCCUUCAAGUUGUCUGGGGCCACCAUGAAGGUGAAGAUGCAGGGCAAUGCUUCAAUCAGCAAUGCCUUCUUUUGACAACGAUAAAACAAUUGGCCACACACGCAGAACUCUUACCGCUUGACACCCCCUUGAUCCUCCCAAUCAUCACGAAAGGUGCGAAUGGAUAUGCCGUUUCAAAGAAGGGUGAAAACUUUCUAGCCGCCUCUGUGCAACCCGAAGUCGCUGCCGUUCAUUCCGCCCAAGUUCCAAUCAACAAACAGGCUGAAGAAGCCACUCGCCAACAGGACCUCUUGGUAUCCAAGUUGCCUGCUGGAAAACUGGCUUCUACUCUGAGUGAAGCUGUCGCCACUCAGGUCGCGGCUGCCAAAGCCACAGUUCCCCAAAACCUUGGAGCUGCUGAUAUUCACGAGGUCGCUCGCCAGCAGGAACUUCUGUCCCAGGUCAAGGCAUCAAUUCCUCAGGUAUCCCUUCCCGUCAACCUUCCUAAGGUUCAAGCUGCCGUUCCCAAUGCUGACGCCGUUACUUCCAAAGUCAACUCUGCUCUCCCACUUGCUGGCACAGUUCCUAACGCUCAGGCUGCCGUUCCCGUUCAGCUUUCAAAGCUUAACGUCCACGAGGUCAUUCGCCAGCUAGGACUCCUCUCGAACGGUCCUCUCAACACCCCGGUUUCUCUUGCCAAGGUUCAAGCUGCCGUUCCCAAUGUUGGUGCCGUCGCUUCAAAAGUCACCUCUGCCCUCCCAGUUGAAGUUCCUAACGUUCUGGCCGCAGUUCCCGCCGUUUCCACUGUGACUGGUGCCCUGCCUUUGAAUGCUAAGCUCAACACUGGAGCCCUAUCCAACCUCCCCAUUGUUGGCAGCCUGGGUCUCAGAUGCAACUCAUGCAAGAAGAAAUAGCAAACGAAGAUACAGAAGAGCAAGCAAUGAUUGAAAAAGAUCCUCAAUGGUGAAAUGCAAAAAAAAUCUGAGGAUUGUACUUUCCUAAAAAAAAAAAAAAAAACUGCUAGCGGAUGCAUUAUAAAAUUUUUCUCUUAAAUUUUGUGAACACAAAAGUUGGAGAAAGCAAAAAUAAAAUUAUUUUAUGCAUCAGAA